This is a messenger RNA of Wallemia ichthyophaga EXF-994, 2841 nucleotides long. RefSeq names its product Dilute domain-containing protein C25B8.08. Gene Ontology annotation, molecular function: GTPase binding. The coding region runs from base 1 to 2841 and encodes 946 amino acids. Lineage: Eukaryota; Fungi; Basidiomycota; Wallemiomycetes; Wallemiales; Wallemiaceae. The record is from RefSeq and is a predicted model, not a curated record. The transcript is spliced from 3 exons.
AUGACACAUCUCUCGGUGAAUGCAGAGAACGCAGCAAAAGCAGAGAAUUUCGCAAACAAGCUUCCCAGUCCGCACACUGCCACGAAGCUGCUCAGUGACCCACUCGCACUCCUCCCGCCGAUCCUAUCCGUCGACGAUGUGCACGCGCUGUUGACACCCGAGCGAGGAGAGGCAACGCAGACGCCUACACGCACACUGAGCGCUGGGGAGAAGGAGCGACUGGUGAAUCGGGCGCUAAGCGAGGCGGUGUCAUGGACAAAUCUAGCUCUGCUCGACUGCGUGUUAGGUGCAGUAGGGCGGCGGUGGGUGAAUGUCGAUCUGCGCGAUAACGAGCGCACGCCCAUGCUCGUAGUGGCCGCUGCGUCGUGCUGGCUCGAUGGGAUAGCUCUUUUGCUUGGCGCCGGUGCCGAUCCCAACGCGAGCGACAGUCAAUCGUGGACGGCACUGCAUUGGUCGGCUAUUAACUCGCAUAGUCAGCCAGACGUCUGUGCGCGCAUUGUCGCACUCCUCCUCCACCACGGCGCUUCGCCUCUUCUCACCUCUAGCAAGGGACGCACCGCGAGGGAUAUCGCACCCGUUUCAAACGAUAUCGGUGAACUACUCGACGGGGCACAGGAGCAAGCGGCUGCGCAGUCCAGUUCCGACCUCUUCUCACUCUCGCAAGCGUCGCUCACACCGUCGCAUACGCCGCGUACUAAACUGCGAGCGCGCGAGAAGAAGGCAGCGCGCAACACGUCGAUUCUUCACCACGCAGCAGACGAACUCGGCUUCGACCGCGCGCUGGUCCACGACGCAGCACCAGGAGAGGGUCACGCGGAGGGUGAGGAGGAGGAUGAGAUGGAAUUAGCUGAUGGAAUGUCGCGGGUAUUCGAUUGGAGUGUGUGUCUACCCCACCAGAUGCUCAUUAUCAAUCCCGACACUCUACAGCUGGCCAUAGAUGCCCUCCUCGCGCUCCCGUCGCACCCUCGUCCCAUAGCCUACGCAAGCGCACCUGCCAGUGCACUCUUCUUGUGGCAGCGAUACGCCACCCAUUACGGCGAUCCUGGUGGUGAGCUCUCCUCGCUCAUUUUCGACCAUGCCGUUGAAAACAUCGAACAGCGCGCAUCAGCUGCCGCUGAUAAUCUCCCAGCACUCGCUUUUUGGUUGCACAACGUGACAUUAUGGCUCUACUUCAUCGGCGCAGACGGGACGUUAUGCGAGUUUCACGACAUGCAGGCUAUCUUGGCCGAUUUGCUUAACGAGAUACACGUCUUUGUCGUGCGACUCGUCGAACGCAGACUGGAUGCCCUUCUCGACUCCCUCAUUCUCGACUUUAAUAGCAUGCCUGAACUAGAUGAUGUCCGACUCGACGGCGAGUGGAGGAUCGUGCGUGCGCUCACUAGGCGCAAGGAUGGCGCUAAAAGCCCUGGAAAGAGAGGUCUCGGACAUCGAAGAAACGGUGGCGGAAGCUUGUCCAGCAGCAUUUUCGGGAUGGGCGGUGGUGGUGGAUCGACGAGUUCGUUUGCAGAUAUUUUCAACGGCAGUAAUAACAAGAAUGAAAAGAAGGAAAAACACUCGGAUUCACUCGGACCUACCUCGCCGGCAUCCCCCAGAUCACCAUCAUUUGACGAGGCUACAAAACGGCGGCCGAUUAGCACAUCCAUUUUGCCUUCAGAUACCACCUUGCCCAGUUCGCCAUCUCUGUCGUCUUUAGCAAAUGCAGGUAAUUCAGGUACCCACGACACGAUCGGCGACAAGUUUAAGAAGAUCAAUGUAGAAGACAUUGACAACGGCUCACCCAAGAAGCUCACCCAUCUACUCAACUCGACUCUGCUAGUAUUAGAGCAAUACAAUGUGAAUGAGGCGACGAUAGUGCAGAUUUUCUCUCAAAUCCUCUACUGGACGUCUAGCGAGGUAUUUAACCGUGUGAUAACCAAUAAGAGGUACUUCAGCCGUAGCCGUGCGACAAUGAUUCGCUUCAACCUGAGCGCGAUUGAGGAGUGGGUGAAAAUGAACAAAUUGCCAGCGAGCAUAUUCAAUCACCACUUCGCACCUCUCAUGCAAAUGCUACAGUGGCUGGGAUGUCUGUCGGCGAUGACGGAUUUCUGCGCACUCAUUUCGACCCUACAGGGUUUGCGCCAGCUCAACCCAACCCAGUUGCACAAGAUGCAGAAGGAGUAUCGCCACGAGGCAGCUCCCGUCGUUGAGAGCCGCAUGAGCGCUGAGUGUGUCGCUUACCUCGAUCAGCUCGUGCAGGCGUGGGACUCGCGUAGGUGUUCCGCUGAUUCGCAGCAAACCCACCCAACCCCAGGCGUGCCGGCCAAGACGAUGAACCAUGUUGACUACCUAUACCCAAACUCGGAUAGUGCACCCACUCAGCAAAACGGAGUUGGAGUUGGAGUUGGUCUCGGAUUAGGACUGGGUGUGCAGCCGAGUACCGCCACCAGCAGUAGUAACAGUAAUAUUAACAGUAAUAGAAACAGUCACAGUCACAGUCAUAGUGCCACAGGCGAUGCGUAUAUGCCCCCACCUUUGCCAGAAAACUUUGGGGAGCAGGUCGACAGCAGGUACAUGCUGCCAUUCGAGCUGCCGAGCGACCUGGAACACCUGCAGUGGCGGCGUAGGAAGUCGGCGCAGACGGCCGAUACGACUGACACCCCCAGGAUGGCGUCUCUCGGCGCGCUUGACGAUGACCUCCUCUCUGUUCCCACUUCCCGCCCGGCGUCGCGCGCUUCGUCGACGCAUUCAUCCUCCCCUCUCGCGCACAAUGCGCACACCGCUCAAGUCACCAUCACACCGGAUGUACCGCAGGAUAUUUUGACUCGUAUCGACAAUGCUGUCAGCGAGGGCGUGAAGCGAUAG